Messenger RNA from Sinocyclocheilus rhinocerous, 2746 nucleotides. Its product is annotated as collagen alpha-1(XXI) chain-like. The record is from RefSeq and is a predicted model, not a curated record. Gene Ontology annotation, cellular component: extracellular matrix. The transcript has 28 exons. NCBI's taxonomy places the organism in Eukaryota, Metazoa, Chordata, Actinopteri, Cypriniformes, Cyprinidae. Bases 1 to 2724 code for a protein of 907 amino acids.
AUGUCCUCUUCCACACUGAACAACAUGAAAGGCUGUGUACUACCGCAGCACAUCUGGUGGAGGAAAACACCAGGCCUUCCCAAUCUGUGGCACAAUCACAAGGUCCUGACUGAUGAAGAGGCUCAUCAGAGGACUCAGGAGAGCCUGAUCCAAACUACACGCAAACACGCUCUUUAUCCAAUCAGCUGCAGCACUGCUGUGAAUGACCUGGUCUACAUCAUGGACGGCUCCUGGAGUGUGGGAAGUGACGACUUUGAAACAGCCAAGCGCUGGCUAAUCAGUGUCACCAGUGGCUUCGACGUGAGCUCGCACUACUCGCAGGUGGGCGUAGUACAAUACAGUGACACCCCAAGGUUGGAGAUCCCUCUCGGUCUCCACAAGACCACUCAAGAUCUCAUUAAAGCCAUUGAGGACAUCAGCUAUUUAGGUGGCAACACGCAGACGGGCCGUGCCAUCAAGUUUGCCGUGGACCACGUCUUUGCAUCUUCGCAACGAAGUGAAGUGAAGAACCGCAUUGCUGUGGUGGUGACUGAUGGAAAGUCGCAGGACGAUGUUAUGGACGCUAGCGUGGAGUCACGAGCACAAGGUAUUAAAGUGUUUGCGGUUGGCGUCGGGGCGGAGAUCACCACAUCAGAGCUGGUGACCAUCGCCAACAAGCCGGAGGGUGAAUACGUGCUGUAUGCGGAGGACUACACCAAUAUCGACCGUAUCCGUGAUGCUAUGGAACAGAAGCUGUGUGAGGGUAAGAUUUGCAUGCGUAGAGUUGUCACUAGUAGCAGGCGUAAAAUCAUCUUUAAAGUUGUCCAAAUGAAGAUAUUGGGCAUGAAGAUCCAUCAGAAGGCUAAGAAGAUACAGGGCUCAUUAGUGUCAGAGGCAGCGUAUCUGCUGGACAAGAGCACCGACAUUACUGAAAACACCAGGGAGAUUUUUCCCGAAGGUCUUCCUCCCUCCUAUGUGUUCGUGUCGACUUUGAGGCUGAAAGGGCCUUCAAGCAGGGAAAAGCUGGACCUGUGGAGGGUCCUGUCUAAAGACGGACAGAUUCAGGCGGCUGUCACACUCAACGGACUGGACAAAUCUGUCAUCUUCACUUCCACAAACACGGUUAAUGAGGGACAGAUAGUUACUUUUGAUGCACAAGGCACUGAGGAUGAUGAACGGUGUCCUCUGGAUCGUGAGCCCACUAAUGAGACUGAAGAGGUGUGCGACUGCAACCAAGGCCAGCCGGGACCUCCAGGACCGAGGGGUUUGCGUGGAGAGAAAGGAAGGGAAGGACCCCCGGGCCCAGAUGGUAAGCCUGGACCCCCAGGUUCCAGAGGAGAGCCAGGAGAUCCAGGUAUACCUGGAGAGAAGGGUGACGUGGGUCCAGCAGGGCCGAGAGGCGAUCCAGGACUUCAGGGUUUAAAAGGUGAUCGAGGAGAGCAAGGGUUGCCAGGGAAACCGGGGCCGCCAGGACCCACGGGAGCAUCAAAACCAAACAUUGGUACAGUUGGAUUGCCAGGAAAAAAGGGAGAGCAGGGGGGGAAAGGAGAACAAGGACCUCCUGGAGAGCCUGGUCCAAUGGGGAAACCAGGACUCGCUGGAAAUGAUGGAGCAACCGGCACUGCUGGAGCAAAGGGAGAGAAAGGAGACGCUGGGCUGCCAGGCGCUGACGGACCACAAGGAGUUCCAGGAAUCCGUGGGCUUCCCGGUGAGGAAGGAGCGAGCGGACCGCAGGGUGUGAGAGGAGCACCGGGGCAGAAAGGAUCAUCUGGGCCAAGAGGAGCUCCUGGCGCGCCGGGGCCUUCAGGGCCCUCCGGAGCAGACGGACUCGGCGGCCCCAAGGGUAAUGCAGGAGAAAAGGGAGAUGCAGGUACUCCUGGAGCCGCAGGUCAAAAGGGUGUCCGGGGUGAGCCGGGAUUUCCAGGACUUCAGGGUGCCAUGGGCCUUCCUGGAUUUAAAGGACACAAGGGAGAGAGAGGAGAACCCGGACUCAAAGGCAUUCAGGGUGAAAAAGGCAGCAAAGGCUUCCCAGGACCGCCUGGCUUUCCAGGUGAAGUGGGACCCAGAAGCAGCAAAGGAGAGAAAGGUACGCCGGGUGAGACUGGGGUCAAAGGUCGUGACGGACAGAAGGGAGACUUGGGACACACGGGUGUAGUCGGGCCGCGUGGAUUCCCCGGUCAGGACGGUUUGCCAGGGCUUCCCGGCGCUCCGGGCUUUCCAGGGAAGCCUGGUAAGCCUCCCUCAGAGGAGUACUUAAUAAAACUCUGUGGGGACAUUUUGAGAAAUCAGCUGCCGCAGCUACUGCAGAUGAUGAGCCCUCAGCGCUGUGAACACUGUGAGACCAUUAAAGGACCCCCGGGACCCCCUGGAUCUCCAGGACCUAAAGGGUCCAGCGGGCACCAGGGCUAUCCCGGCAGACAUGGCACUCAGGGCUACCCAGGACCUCCGGGCAUCCAAGGACCUCCAGGAGUCAAAGGGGACACAGGCCCACGGGGGUUUAAGGGCAAUAAAGGGGAGAGCAGACCAGGAUACCCAGGGCCUCCUGGAGACACAGGGAUCCAGGGUCCUCGCGGCAGUGAUGGCAUUGGUAUUCCGGGUCCUCCGGGAAUCCCGGGUAAAUCCGGGGCUCCAGGCAUCCCGGGGAAGCAAGGUCCUCCAGGGCCGGCUGGCGUGUGCGACAUGUCCAUCUGCUACCAAUCCUAUGACCCCAGGGAUGAGCGCUACAGCAAAGGGCCCGAUUUCUAACACACGUGCUUGAGCGAACACA